CUGGAGCAGGCUGGUAUAGUCUACAAGAGCCUACACCGAGAAGUUAACCCACAUUUUGAACGUUUAUUUAAAGACUAUCAAGUAAUCUUUAAAAAGAGACAACGGUCGCCGAAACAACUAACCCGACAUUUAUUUAUUAAACGUCAGCAGGAUCAAGCUAGUUCACGCACUUAUUUCUCGAACAAGCAGCUUCAGAAACAAACAGAGCGAGGAGCAGAAAGUGACUUUUGUUGGGACUGGAAAUAUGAAUACGGACAUCGAGGAGCAGGAAGACGAACUGCUCGCCUUGGAGAGUAUUUUUAAUUCGGAGGAGUUUGUUCGAGAUGAGUCAAAGUCUGCCGGAGAAAUCAGAGCGUGUGUUGAGCUGCCUGCAGACUUCCACGUGCUUUUGAAAGAAGGACACACCCUGAGGCAGUAUGAGAUAUCAUUCCUUCCACCUCUGCUGCUGACCUUUGAACUCCCUGAGGACUACCCAUCCUGCUCCCCCCCCCUCUUCGCCCUCUCCUGCAGCUGGUUGACACACACUCAGCUCUCUACACUGUCUGCUCAGCUGACUGACCUCUACCUGGCCACCGGAGGCGCUGUGGUGCUCUUCUCCUGGGUACAGUUUCUUAAAGAAGAUGCUCUUCAGUUCCUCGACAUCCAUACUCUGCUGGAGCUCCCCUCUGACGAACACAGUACCCAGGACCCAUUAAAUGCUGCACUCUUGGAACCAAAGAACAAUCAACCCAAUCCAAAGUCAGGAACUCCAGUUUCUAAUGUGUCAGAUUCAUGUAAACCACACCUUCCUGCACUAUCCUUGGAAGAUGAGAAUCCAAGAGUGUUCCUUACAGAUGGCCAUGACCCCUCAUACACUAAGCGAGCUGUGAACCUGAUCCAAAACCCUUCUAAGGAUUCUGACCAAAAUGCACAAGCCUCAGAUGCUAGUGAGGCUAAACAGAGCUCAGAGUUUAUGGCUGAUCACCAGAAUGAUCUGUCCUCAGCCACAGGCAAGUUGAAACAUGGCCCCGACGACUUCCUGAAUGAAGAGGAUGUUUCAGCCUUAUUAAUACUUCCCUCUAACCCCUUAGAACCACUGGAUCAAAGUGAACAAGGAGCUGCUUCUUUGCCAGCCCACUCCUCAGAAUCCCCUCAGAAUGAAGACCGAAUGCUCUCUGGUCUCUCUCUCACUCCGUCACAAACUCUCCUCUCCCAGCUCUUGAUCCAUAAUGUGGCUCAGAAAAAGAAAAUAUUUGCCACCACCGUGUUUGACUGUGGCGUGUGCUUUGAGGGCUGGCUCGGUUCGGACUGUGUGCAGCUGCCAGAGUGUGGCCACAUUUUCUGUCGGGCCUGUCUCGGCAAGUUCUGCAAGCUCCAGAUAAAAGAGGGGAACGUCCGAGGUGUCACCUGUCCUGAGGCUGACUGCCCUGCCACCCCUGCACCUGCACAGGUGAAGAGUCUGGUAGGGGAGGAGCUGUUCGGCCGCUAUGAUCAUCUCCUUCUACAGUCAACUCUGGACUGCAUGGCUGAUGUCGUGUACUGCCCUCGGACUUCCUGUGGUUCAGCCGUCAUUGUGGAGAAGUCAAACAGUGCAGCCCUGUGCUCUGUGUGCGGCUUUGCUUUCUGCGUCACCUGCAGGAAGACCUACCAUGGAACAUAUGAGUGCGGGGCGAAGGACAGCACAAAAAUACAGCAAGUACAGCAAGGCACUGCAAACCUGCCACAGUCACAAGAGGGGCUGAUGGCUCUCUGGGACGACUAUGCCAGCGGCAGUAGGCAGAGGCAGCGCCUCCUGGAGAACAGAUACGGCCGCAUUGUAAUGAGGAACACUGUGGAAAGCUAUCUGAGUGAAGACUGGAUUGUCCUUAACAGCAAGAACUGUCCUCACUGCUUCUGCAGAAUACAGAAGGACAGAGGAUGUAAUGUGAUGACAUGCUCUAAGUGCCUGAAUAGGUUCUGCUGGGUCUGCCUCAACAGACUACAAUUACGUCCAAUGGAACACUUUGUGGACAGUCGCUGCACUGUCUACAACACGUAACCCACCCAGCUGCCUUCCCUGCCAGAGAGAUGUAGCCCAUGGUAUGCCGUGUUUGAAUCAUUUUAUUUGAUAAUGCACAUAAAUGCUGAUUUUAAAAUAGGGCAAACAUUUAUAAAAAUGUGGAGUAUGUUGCCAAAAAAACAUGAGAAAUCGCCAGUAUUGGAAAAAUGUACCCUAUAGUAAAAUUAAAUGAUAUAUUUAUAUACAGUGUAUAUAUAUUAUUGUAUAACAUUUUAGAAUUAUAAAUGUAAAUACCAAAGUAAGUAACUUCCUCUAAACUUUACUCAAGGACAUUUCUUGAUCAAAUGUAUUAUUAUCUGUAUGGGCUUUAUGUAAUGUUGCUACAGAGGGGCAACCAAAGUAAUUUAUUGUUAAUUCAUACAAAAAAAGCUAAAAUCUCUCAUAAUUAAUUUAAUAAAUAAAUGAAUAUAACUAAUUUGCAAUCAUUCACAAAAUCAGAACUCUGUCUUACUGUGUCUGACCAACAGAGGGUGCUAAAUAACAAGAAUGCAACAACAACAACAACAACAACAACAACAACAACAACAACGGCUUGGGGACACUUUAACGUUUGCUCUUUUGUUAAAUCUGUAAAAUGCAGCUUUCUGAAAACAUGCUUUAUCAUUAUGUAUUUAAUAAUAAACUAACAAUACAUUGCUGCAUGCAUGUUUGCAGCUCUGAAUUCAAAUAUGAAUAUUAUAUGAAAGGAAAUCGCUGAGUGGGCUUUUUCUUUUUAUCAUAUCAGAGUUCAUUCCUCAAGCAUAAUUUCUUCCACAGUUACAAAUAUUGAACGUAGUGGUUCUGCAACAUUUUCAUCAUUCUACCACAUAUUUUCUUCAACAACGGACUAAUUGUUUCCCAAUCCUGUGGAGACACUUUUGAAUGUCUUGUUUUGUUGGAAGAAGAGUCCAAAAUCUAAACAUAUUCAUAUCCAAACAUAUUCUCUUCCACACAUAUCACACUAAGAAAACAAGUAGACUUUCACAUUUAACCAGUAAUACUCUGCUCUCUGCUCUACUUUCUAUGGAUUAGCUAUUCAUUUUCAAGUAAUCCAUGUAGCUCCAUAGCAACUCACUUUUUAAACCCUUUCGUGUUAUAGCUGGGUAUUUAAGUCUAUUUAUACAUUUGAUGUCUUAUGUAAUUAAUUGUUCUUCAAGUGUUUAAGCCAUCCAUUUACUUUACCGCUAUAAUGUAAUGAAGCUAAGAGACUAAAGUUUGCAGUGGAAAAAUGAUUAUUUUCCAUACAUGUGCCUGUCAAGAGCUGCUCACUUGAUAGCGUUUCUGUAUGUUUGCAAUGCAUGAUUGCACUUUGUAUGCGACAUCUGCUUAAAAGGGAAUACUAUAUUUAUUCCAUGGGAGUACUUGACGUUUGAUUUUGUUGUUUAUUUACUGUAUGUACGGCUGAUGUGACACGCAAACUUCUCAACCAGUAUAAAUAAAAUCGAAUGAUUUUGAGUAAAUAAUGUUAUAGUAACUUUUCCUCACAGAAUCAACACAAUUGUGGAAUAUGUUGCAUUAAACAAAAACAUAAGUUG
This is a messenger RNA of Eleginops maclovinus (Patagonian blennie), 3552 nucleotides long. RefSeq names its product E3 ubiquitin-protein ligase RNF14-like. The transcript has 7 exons. The record is from RefSeq and is a predicted model, not a curated record. Gene Ontology annotation, biological process: protein polyubiquitination; ubiquitin-dependent protein catabolic process; positive regulation of proteasomal ubiquitin-dependent protein catabolic process. Gene Ontology annotation, molecular function: zinc ion binding; ubiquitin conjugating enzyme binding; ubiquitin protein ligase activity. NCBI's taxonomy places the organism in Eukaryota, Metazoa, Chordata, Actinopteri, Perciformes, Eleginopidae. Gene Ontology annotation, cellular component: cytoplasm; ubiquitin ligase complex. Bases 245 to 2017 code for a protein of 590 amino acids.